UAGGUCUUAUUCAAAUGGUACCGUACGUUAGCUAGCAAACUAGCAACUUUAUCCUAUGUGCUGCAAAAUUGUAUCAGUUACGCCUUGUACUUGAACUGUUGUGAUUAAAGAAGUAAGCAAUCAAACUGAUACCAAUAGUUAUCAAAUCGAGUAUCUUAUUUAAUGGAAUAGUUAGCUAGGCAGCAGAUGAUUUUGAUGGUUUCUUUAAAUGUUCUAGAUGAAACUUCAUAAUUACAGGACAUCACAAAUGUAACAAACUAGCUAACCAUAGUCAACUAGGAAAUAAGUAAGUUGCACAGCCAGCAAUUUUUUUCUGACCCAUGAAUACUCGUCUGACCGACAUUGCUAGCUAAGUUAGUACACAGAUACCUACACCGGAUGAGGCCAAAUUUGUGUUGACCGUAGAACCCAGCUAUAUUGAGGAUAGCUCAACAGAGGUGUAAAUACUACGUAGACUUUAGAUCUCCUUGGACCCGAUGGGUUGUGUCCCAAAUCAAGACAUGACCUUUCAUUCAACUAACGCUGGGCGUGGUUUUGCGAGCAUCCCCAUUGUUACGUUUUGGUAAUCAAUGUAGCAAGCUGACUGUUUGUCUGAAAAGUGCAUCACGUGAAUGGUUUACAUGACGCCUGUAAUGUAAUUUAUCACUUCGCGAGUUCUGCCGGUAGAGAUGGUUAGAAAACAGAUUUCAAAAAUUCUACGCGCGUCCAAGGCCGCAGAAAGUUUGGUAGAAUGCACCGAGGACAAGAAUGCUCGACCCCUGUCCUUGUCAGGCCAUGUUGGCUUCGACAGCCUCCCCGACCAGCUUGUCAACAAGUCAACCAACCAGGGUUUCUGCUUCAACAUCCUCUGCAUCGGUGAAACGGGUAUCGGGAAGUCCACCCUGAUGGACACGCUGUUCAACACCAACUUUGAGAACUUCGAGUCGUCUCACUUUGAACCAAAAGUGAAGCUACGGGCACAGACCUAUGACUUGCAGGAGAGCAACGUGCGGUUAAAGCUCACCAUUGUCAACACGGUGGGCUUUGGAGACCAGAUGAACAAGCAGGAGAGUUAUCAGCAUGUGGUGGACUACAUCGACACCCAGUUCGAGUCGUACCUGCAGGAGGAGCUGAAGAUCAAGCGCUCGCUGCAUAACUACCAUGACUCGCGCAUCCACGCCUGCCUCUACUUCAUCGCCCCCUCAGGCCACUCACUCAAGUCCCUCGACCUCGUCACCAUGAAGAAGCUCGACAGCAAGGUGAACAUCAUUCCUGUCAUCGCCAAAGCGGACACCAUCUCCAAGAGCGAGCUGCACAAGUUCAAAAUCAAGAUCAUGAGCGAGCUCGUCAGCAACGGAGUCCAGAUCUACCAGUUUCCCGUCGACGACGAGACCGUGUCCAAGAUCAACACAGCCAUGAAUGGUCACCUUCCUUUCGCCGUGGUCGGAAGCACAGAGGAGGUGAAGAUCGGCAAUAAGAUGGUGAAGGCCAGGCAGUACCCAUGGGGAGUGGUGCAAGUGGAGAACGAGAACCACUGCGACUUUGUGAAGCUGCGGGAGAUGCUGAUCUGCGUGAACAUGGAGGACCUGAGGGAGCAGACACACACGCGCCACUACGAGCUCUACCGCCGCUGCAAGCUGGAGGAGAUGGGCUUCAAGGACACCAACCCCGAGAGCAAGCCUGUCAGCCUGCAGGAGACAUACGAGGCCAAGCGGCAGGAGUUCCUGGGGGAGCUGCAGCGGAGGGAAGAGGAGAUGAGGCAGAUGUUUGUCCAGCGGGUGAAGGAGAAGGAGAUGGAGCUGAAGGAGGCAGAGAGAGAUCUUCAGGGCAAGUUUGAGCAGCUGAAGCGUCUGCACUCGGAGGAGAAGGGCAAGCUGGACGACAAGCGGAGGUCCCUGGAGGACGAGAUCAACACCUUCAACAAGAAGAAGGCUGCCGCUGACCUCCUGCAGGGCCAGUCCUUCACCAACUCAAACUCCAACGCCAAGAAGGACAAGGACCGCAAGAACUCUGGAUUCAUGUGAACUAUGCUGGCAGAGUCGCUCGCUGCACCACACCAUCUUCACAGUGGAGACCAGUAAUUACAGCUUCUCUUUUCACCUUCGUUCAUUGUCUUUCUUUGCACAAUGUAUGUCUAUGAUAUGUAUGUCCCACACCAGCUGGACUUUUAGUUUACACUACACGUCAGUGAGCACACGAGUGCAUGCCUCCCCCCUUCACUACGGAGACGCCAAGUGAACUUUGAACUCUGUUUUUUGGGUCAUUUUUUAAAGAGCAUUAUAAGUGCUUUUUGACUGUUCUUCAAGGUGCCAAAAACUCUCCUGUUAGUAAUUGGCAGGAGUAUCUUAUUGUCCUGUUAGGACUUAUCGCAAUAGAAGCUGAUCAUUUCCUACCAAUGAUGUUCUUCAGAACCCAGUUUUGCUGCAGCUGUAGUGCAAGACUGAGUGGGUUAGAUGUUGUACAUUCCCUUUCCGUGUACGCGUCGGUAAAGACCAUUCCCCCAAGUUUCCUGACAUUUAUAUCUUUUGUUACAUUUGUUUUUUGAAACACUUAUAGCAUGUAUUUUUAUAUAUAUAUCUCUCUAUUCAGGUGUGGUUCUGCCUUUUGUAUACUUGUUCUGAGUCCCAGUGUUGGACGACUGGAUGUUUUAAUGCAUAUCAGUGGUUUUGAUUACACCAGCAUUACUUGUGAGUUGGAGAAGGGUUUGGCAAUCUCAGCCAGUCAGGGUUAGUGUGGCUACAAGGCCCAGAGAAGAGCUUAAAAGCAACCACACGACCAGAUUUCCAUGUAUUUCUAAAUUUGCCGUGAAAUUUAUACCAGCAGUGACCACUGUUUUGAUAAAUGCGGUUGAUUUUUAAGAGCUGAAUUAGAAGGAAAUCCUGAAGUCAGACUCUCCCUGUACGGUUCAGAUUUACCUCUUCUCCUCUGGAGGGGCAAAGACUUUUAUUUUAUUUUCUAGCACUAUGCAAUAAAUAAAGUCAUAAAUAUAUUAAUGUAAACACAAGUAAAUAAUGUAACACAUUGUUGUAUGCCAGGUACUGUUACUACUACGAGUGCCUUUUGAAAAACACAAAAGUAUUACACGUGACAUGGCUGCUGGCACUUGAGAAUACAUUUUCUUUGGUAGUGGACAUUCAUGAUGACGAUCCUCUUAUCGUUAUACCAGUAUGUGUAGAUUUACUUCACUGAAAUGUUAACAUGAUGCCCAAAUUCACUUUUUACAAUUUGUAACCACACGUCCCAUUUUCUUCUUGCAUUUGUAGCAUGUAAUUCAUGCAUUUUUCUAUUUAUCUCAACUGUUUACAUGGGGUUUAUGAACACAAAAAGCCAAAAUAAAAGUUGAUAUUAAUCUG
Messenger RNA from Clupea harengus (Atlantic herring), 3332 nucleotides. RefSeq names its product septin 10 (gene septin10). Gene Ontology annotation, molecular function: GTP binding. The record is from RefSeq and is a predicted model, not a curated record. Lineage: Eukaryota; Metazoa; Chordata; Actinopteri; Clupeiformes; Clupeidae.